GCUGGAUUAAAUGGCUCGAACCAGGGUUUCUGCAAUUCUGCUGUGGAAACCUGAGGAUCCUGGCUAUGAGAGACCUGCGUAUAGGGAUUGGACCGAGGAGGAAGAUGAGCCUAAGUACUCACCAGAGGAAGAACUGGCCUUACUCGACAAACAAAUCCUUGCGAGCGAUGGGUUUGAUAUCGACUACACACAGUUCCGGUGUGUCUUCAACUACCAUCUUGCUUAUCUCGACUCAGAUGAAUUCGCUGAGGAGCCAACAGAAACCACUAGGGAUUUACUCGAGAGGCUCUCUAGGAAGGCCCUUGAUGACUACAAUCAAGAAUCUAGAACAAAAUUUGAGUUUGUCAAGGUUGUGAAAGCAAACUUUCACUGGUGUUGUGCAUAUAUGUUUCUCAUAACAUUUGAAGUUGUUGAUCCUUAUGAUAACUUGAUAAAACUCUUCCAAACAAGGGUUCGCCACGAGACAGAUAUCGUGACUGAGUAUGUCUUUUGCAGGCGAAACCCAAUCAAGAAGUGGAAUGCAUUGGAAUUAUCAAGAAAGAUGUCGAGAAAGAUUUCAAGAAACAAAGAUUGGAGUAGAAGCUUUUAUUAUAUGCCACAAGGUGUGGGAACCGAGAGAUACUCUGUUAUUUUUCAAUCUAUUUGAGUCCUAGAUGACUUGAAUUGCUUAGGGGACAUGCCGCAACACAAAUCUAUUGAUACAAAAAAAAGUAUGGACGGGUGGAAUCUACUAUACAGUUGAAAUAUGCAUUUAGGCCAUAAAGUUUUACUAAACUAACGAAUGGUUGUUUCUAAAAUUUGUGUACUUAUUUUUCUGUAAUAUAAUUUUUAUACUUCUUA
Messenger RNA from Arabidopsis lyrata subsp. lyrata, 840 nucleotides. RefSeq lists its product as uncharacterized. NCBI's taxonomy places the organism in Eukaryota, Viridiplantae, Streptophyta, Magnoliopsida, Brassicales, Brassicaceae. Bases 11 to 646 code for a protein of 211 amino acids. The transcript has 5 exons. The record is from RefSeq and is a predicted model, not a curated record.